CACAGGGGGAGAGCGUCGCUUCCACCACUAUGAAAACUCACUGAGCUAUUCAUUAUCGCUCCCAAGUCUCCGCAUCACUGCCAGCAAACGGCCUCGUUCUGGAUCAAUGCAGGCUUUGCUGACUCACUUCAACUUACUCAUCGGCUACUUAACGCUCACUUACUUGUUACUUCAACUGCCCAUUUGAGCCAAUCAGAGGAUGCCAAUCAGAUACUUUUUGGCAGUGGAACACCAUGAAGACAGCGCUGCUCGUGGCGCUAGCCGCGUGCUUUUUGUCGCUCCUUCUGGAACUGAACCGCGGUGCCUACGCGUGGCAAGGGGAUGACGACGUCGACGAAGUGGAGGAAGACGACGACGACUUCGACUUCGUCACCAGUGAUCUUAACUUUGUCAAGCACACCGACUACGUGGAGGUGGAGUGUAGUGGUCAGGAGUGCGCGGCUGAGGUGGCAGACGGAAGCGAAGGCGUACCCUCCGUCUGGACUCGAGGCCUUGUAACGCCAAAGCUUAAGCCUAAGCUGAUUCUACAGGAACACGCGCGAGCGGCCACCAAAGUUGAGAAGCAGUUUAAAGGCGAAACUCUGGGCUACGUGACCCCGUGGAACAGCCGUGGCUACGACUGGGCCAAAACGUUCCGCACUAAGUUCACGUACAUCUCGCCUGUGUGGCUGCAGCUACGUGAGGACCCUGAUCACGUCCCAAUCAUCACGGGCACACACGAUAUCGAUCGCCAGUGGGUGCUGGAUGUCAAGAACGGAGUUGAAGGGGAUGAUCAGCAGGGCGAGGGUCCUGAGAUUGUACCUCGUGUUGUUUAUGAGCGCAACCGUCUCAGUUCAGAGGACGUCCCGAUCAUCAUCGAGAAGAUGCUGGAGUUGGUGAACGAGUACAAGUUUGAUGGAAUGGUGUUCGAGAUUCCAGUCAUGGAAGGGACAGUGGAUAUGCUGCAGCAAAUAGGUCGCGCCUUCCGAGCUGCGGACAAGCUGCUGAUCUUGGUGCUGUCCAGAAGCUCGCAGGAGGGAGAAUUGCCUGUGACGCACGAAAUAUUUAACGAGUUGGCGCCGCUGGUGCAUCGGUUCUCUAUGAAUGCGUACGACUUCAGUGCGCCAGGGCCGAAUGCGCCGUAUCCGUGGCUGAAGAAGACGCUGGAGAAGAUGUCACCGAUGGAGAGACAAAAGGUUCUGAUGGGGAUCCCAUUCUACGGAUAUGACAACAGCGAUGCCAUAACUGGAAGCACGUACAUCCAGUCGCUAAAGGAUAACGAUGUCUCCAAAAUUCGCUGGGACGCAACGGCACAUGAAUGCCAACACACGUACACGACAGCAGACACGCACAGCCAUCACGUAGUUUUCUUCCCGUGCUUGCAGUUCCUGCAGGAUCGCUUGAAGUUGUUCCAGGAGAAACACGUUGGCGUUGCGAUCUGGGAACUCGGACAAGGCCUCGACUUUUUCUACGAUCUGCUCUAAAACAACGCACCUCCACUUAAAAAUCGGCAAUGCUCCAUUCAUAAAAGUCAAUUACGUUUGUUGUGCCCAUGGCUUCAGUCGA
Messenger RNA from Phytophthora nicotianae INRA-310, 1545 nucleotides. RefSeq lists its product as hypothetical. NCBI's taxonomy places the organism in Eukaryota, Oomycota, Peronosporomycetes, Peronosporales, Peronosporaceae. Gene Ontology annotation, cellular component: extracellular region. The record is from RefSeq and is a predicted model, not a curated record. The transcript is spliced from 6 exons. Gene Ontology annotation, molecular function: chitin binding; oligosaccharide binding. The coding region runs from base 234 to 1463 and encodes 409 amino acids. Gene Ontology annotation, biological process: carbohydrate metabolic process.